Messenger RNA from Botrytis fragariae, 957 nucleotides. RefSeq names its product putative radical s-adenosyl methionine domain-containing protein. The record is from RefSeq and is a predicted model, not a curated record. NCBI's taxonomy places the organism in Eukaryota, Fungi, Ascomycota, Leotiomycetes, Helotiales, Sclerotiniaceae. Gene Ontology annotation, molecular function: catalytic activity; 4 iron, 4 sulfur cluster binding. The coding region runs from base 1 to 957 and encodes 318 amino acids. The transcript has a single exon.
AUGGCAUAUAUUCUUAUGGCAGCUUUUAUGGUAAUCCUAUUUACUGCCAUUUUACUUCGAAGGGGGAAUUCAAAGUCUGUAUCGACAGUUCCGAUUUCGGUAAAUUAUCACUUGACCCGAAAAUGUAACUAUGAGUGCGGUUUCUGCUUUCAUACCGCAAAGACAUCAUAUAUCCUCCCAUUAGAAGAGGCUAAGAGGGGUCUUUCACUUCUCAAACAGGCUGGAAUGAAGAAACUGAACUUUGCUGGCGGAGAGCCUAUGAUAUAUCCAAGAUUUGUAGGAGAGUUGGCGAGGUACUGCAAGACGGAAUUGGGGCUUGAAUCGAUUUCGAUUGUGACAAAUGGAAGCCUGGUAAAGCCGCAAUUUCUCGAAACCUUUGGACGAUUUAUUGAUAUUAUCGCGGUUUCUUGCGACUCCUUCGAUGAAGCCACGAAUGUGAAGAUUGGCCGUGGUAGAGGAUAUCAUCUGCAGAAGUUUAGAAAACUCCGCAUCAGCUGCCAAGAACAUGACAUCAAAUUUAAAGUCAAUACCGUGGUCAACAAAUACAACUUUAAAGAGGACAUGCGCGCUGCCAUCGAAGAAAUAGCACCUUUUCGCUGGAAAUGCUUCCAGGUCCUGGUGGUCAAGGGGGAAAAUGACUCAGAUACUACCCUUCGUUCCGCGACCCAGUUUGUCAUCUCAGACGAUCAGUUUCAGCAGUUCUGUAACAAGCACUCAACCAUUCAAGGCUUUGUGGCAGAACCAAACAAUGUGAUGAAAGACUCCUACCUCAUUUUGGAUGAGUAUAUGAGAUUCCUUGAUAAGGGGAACGAUCCAUCGGCAUCGAUACUUGAGGUUGGAGUUGAGAAGGCUCUUCAGAGAGUCUUCUGGGACGAGGAAAACUUUGUACGUCGGGGAGGUAUCUAUGAUUGGACCAAGGCUACACAUGAGGAUAGUAAUAAGCUACUGGAUUGGUGA